AUGUCAAAUCGUGACUCGGAUGGAAAGGAGAAGACUGGUAAAGCUGUUGCUCUUGCUCUCGAGGCUCUGCAUAAGCAAGUCCUGCCCUUCCUCUUACGCCAGCUGAAAGAGGAUGUCUUGAAUGACCUACCCCCGAAGAUCAUUCAGGACUACUACCUUCUCAAGUCUCAACACACGCCGUGCCUGCCAGCGGGCCCAUCCAAUCUUCUAAAGCAAUCACAUUUGUCUGUCGACGACAAACCACAGGCACGUGCUGCGAGCGAAGCAGAAGCUCCCGGGGUCUGGAAGUGGAUUCCCGAGGAGAAUUGGCACGAAGAUGCAAAGACAAGAAGCGCCUCUAGUCCAAGGAUGCCAAGAUGGGCUGACUUAUGUGGCCUCUGA
Molecule: messenger RNA, 381 nt
Organism: Suillus clintonianus
Lineage: Eukaryota; Fungi; Basidiomycota; Agaricomycetes; Boletales; Suillaceae
Exons: 4
Coding region: 1-381 (126 amino acids)
Molecular function (GO): ATP hydrolysis activity; TBP-class protein binding; DNA binding
Source: RefSeq, a predicted model, not a curated record